Hibiscus syriacus is the source of this 477-nucleotide messenger RNA. Its product is annotated as MYB-like transcription factor ETC1. Lineage: Eukaryota; Viridiplantae; Streptophyta; Magnoliopsida; Malvales; Malvaceae. Gene Ontology annotation, cellular component: nucleus. Gene Ontology annotation, molecular function: transcription cis-regulatory region binding. Bases 55 to 324 code for a protein of 89 amino acids. The transcript has 3 exons. The record is from RefSeq and is a predicted model, not a curated record. Gene Ontology annotation, biological process: cell differentiation.
CCUUCCCCACGCCUCUGUUUACUUCAGUUCUAAACAAAAUCCUGCUCUCUUCAUAUGGCUGACUCUCAACAUUCCUCUUCUGGUAAAACUUGUGUACACUCUUCAGAUGAGGAAACAAGUGAAGAAUCAAAGCUUAAAUUCUCUGAAGAUGAGGAAACACUAAUAAUCAGGAUGUAUAAUCUGGUUGGGGAGAGAUGGGUUCUAAUUUCUGGAAGAAUCCCUGGUAGAACAGCUGAGGAAAUUAAGGAGUAUUGGAAUACCAGGUAUUCGAAAAGCGAAAGAAGAGGCAAAAGGGCGAAAUGUCUGGUACUUCGAGCGAGUUGAUGCUAGAGCAAUGUUGGGUAUUUGUUGCAGUCACUUAAAAUGAGUAAAGAAGAUGAUGGUAAUGGAUUCAUCUUCAAGCAAAAAUGAUGCGUUUGAUGUUUUGGACUUUCACCCCCUUUCUCUUUUUCAUCAUCCUACUGUCCAUAUGUUCAU